AUGACGGGCGGCAUGACGAGCGGCGCGGCUACAACGACUCUUGGUGCGGUGGUCGCGAGCAGCGAUGGCACGCUGAGCCACAAUUGCCCGCUGGGCGAUGGCACGAUGAGCCAUGGCGAGGCGAGCAACGGCCGCAUCAUGACGGGCGGCAUGAUGAGCGGCGCGGCUACGACGAUCGGGGCAGAGGCGAGCGCGAGCGCGACUGGCACGAUCGGCGCGAUGAUCGGUACCACGAUCCCAGGCGCGACCAUGACCGGCGCGACCGCCGCGGCGAGGGGCAGCCUCGGCACAGCGAUCGCCGGGAGCGACCGCCGAUGCACGGAGCACAAGGACGCGACGCACGAGUGUGCAAUGAUCGCCCCUUCUCGAGCCGCUGCGCUGACACUGAUCAGGUCGACCCUCGGAAGCUGA
Messenger RNA from Emiliania huxleyi CCMP1516, 411 nucleotides. RefSeq lists its product as hypothetical. Bases 1 to 411 code for a protein of 136 amino acids. Lineage: Eukaryota; Haptophyta; Isochrysidales; Noelaerhabdaceae. The record is from RefSeq and is a predicted model, not a curated record. The transcript has a single exon.